Lucilia cuprina (Australian sheep blowfly) is the source of this 388-nucleotide messenger RNA. Its product is annotated as putative polypeptide N-acetylgalactosaminyltransferase 9. Gene Ontology annotation, cellular component: Golgi apparatus. The transcript has 2 exons. NCBI's taxonomy places the organism in Eukaryota, Metazoa, Arthropoda, Insecta, Diptera, Calliphoridae. The record is from RefSeq and is a predicted model, not a curated record. Bases 47 to 373 code for a protein of 108 amino acids.
AAGUGUUCUAGCUGCUCCCUCACCACCGAAAGAUGCUCCUGGAGAAAUGGGCAAACCGGUAAACCUGCCAGUCAAUAUGACUUCCGAAAUGAAAAAAGCCGUCGAUGAUGGUUGGCAAAAGAAUGCAUUUAAUCAAUAUGCUUCCGAUAUGAUAUCCGUACACAGAACUCUACCAGAUCCCAGAGAUGCUUGGUGUAAAGAACCAGGACGUUAUCUAAAGGAUCUACCCGCAACUGAUGUAAUUAUUUGUUUCCACAAUGAGGCGUGGUCCGUGCUAUUGCGUACCGUACAUUCCGUUUUUGAUCGUUCACCAGAACAUUUAAUCGGCAAUGUAAUAUUGGUAGAUGACUUCUCCGAUAUGCGUAAGUAUUAAAUUGUUCAAAUGUAA